AAAAGAACUAAUGGACCUUUGAUUUUAUUCCCAUUGGCAUUUAGAAUGACAUGUCAAAGAACUGUUUAUACUAUUACAUCAGUUACUUGUUGAUGAAUCAAAAACUUGUAGUUGAGAUAAGGAGACUUCUUAAAAAAAAUCAAAACAUCUAGAAUCUUGAUCAUGAUAUUGGAUACUUGUGAUGAAGCUGAUCAUAUAUAUUGAGACCAAUUGUAGUUAUAUUUUAAAAGAAUGGUUUGUCCUCCAGAAGAUGGCCUCUGUAUUAGGGUGACAGUUCUAGAUACUAUAGGGCUGUCAGAAAAGUCACAAUGCUUUAUACAGCUCAUACCUUCAAGGACCAUUGAGAGUAUUUUCCAGGAAAUAUCAAAGGAAUUCAUUUGCAAUGCUGAUGAUAUUGAACUGACUCUGCAGUACAAAAAAGGAGAUAUUUAUGUCCUGAACCACAGCAGAGACAAGACCGUGCAGGAGGCUGGCAUCAGAUGGACGCCGCUCGACCGCCUCACCAUCAUACUGGGCCGCGCGAAGGUCCAGCAGCCGAUCGCGCUGUUCGUGCCCGACGCCGGCGAGGACGAUCUGCUGUUGGGCGCGUCGGCCAGCCCGACGGCCGGGGAGGGGCUGCCCGGGGCGGGCGAGGGUCCGCCCGCCCCGACCAGCGAGUACGACAACUUCCCGUCGUCCUCCAGGUCCCACCCACAGCCCAUACCCACAGAAGCGCACUCCUACGUCGGCCUCGUCAACCAAGCGAUGACAUGCUACCUGAACAGCCUGCUGCAGGCGCUUUACAUGACGCCCGAGUUCCGCAACGCCCUCUACAACUGGGAGUUCGACGGGCAGAACGAGGCGCGCUCGAUCCCCUACCAGCUGCAGCGGCUGUUCCUGAACUUGCAGACGUCCGCCAAGUCGGCCGUCGAGACCACCGAUCUCACCUACAGCUUCGGAUGGCAGAACAGCGACGCGUGGCACCAGCACGACAUCCAGGAGCUGUGCCGGGUGAUGUUCGACGCGUUGGAACAGAAGUUCAAGGACACCAAGCAGGCGAACCUCAUCAACGACUUGUACGAGGGCAAAAUGUUGGACUAUGUCAAGUGUUUGGAGUGCGGCACGGAGAAGUCGAGAGAGGACACCUUCUUGGACAUCCCUUUGCCGGUGCGGCCUUUUGGCAGCGCAGUCGCUUACAACAGUGUGGAGGAGGCCCUUAGGGCGUUCGUGCAGCCGGAGACCCUCGAAGGGAACAACCAGUACAAUUGCGAAAAGUGCAACAAGAAAUGCGACGCUCACAAGGGGCUCAAGUUCACGAAGUUUCCGUACCUGUUGACGUUGCAUUUGAAACGGUUCGAUUUUGAUUAUAACACCAUGCACAGGAUCAAGCUCAAUGACAAGGUCGUGUUUCCUGAAAUCCUCAACUUGAAUUCGUUCACCACCACCGUACGGCGCGACAACGAACCGAUGGAUGAGAAGGAGAACGUCAUCAAAUACGACGAUUGCAGCACCACGGAUUCCGGGUCGGCUGAUGACGAGAGUUGUCAAGGAACAGAUGUCUCGUCGACGGUCAAUGGCCAGGACGAUAACUGUGCAGACAGCGAUGAAGGUAUUGAUGUCAGCUCUGGAAACAAUCAUGAAGAAGAAGCUAAAGGUCCAUACGUCUACGAGCUAUUCAGUAUUAUGAUCCAUUCUGGAAGCGCGUCGGGCGGCCAUUAUUAUGCAUACAUAAAAGAUUUCGAGAAAAAUUUGUGGUUCUGCUUCAAUGAUCAAAGUGUCAGCUCGAUUUCUGAUGAUGACAUUAGGAAGACCUACGGCGGAGGAACACCUCGCGGUUAUUAUUCUGGAGCUUACAGCUCCAGCACCAACGCCUACAUGCUGAUGUAUCGGCAAAUAGACAAAAAUCGGAAUCGCAGGGUAAUUGGGGUCGAAGACUUUCCCCCGCACAUUCAGAAGCUCCUCGAGGAUAUGCGAAAGAAAGAAGAAGAGGACAGGAUAAACAGAGAGAAGCAGAACGACACGAUGAACAUGGUCGUCUAUUGCUGGCACCCGCAGACCCACAAGCUGCAAGACGCCAAGAUACCCGUGUUCAAUGACGCGACGCUCGCCGAGACGGCCCAAGACGCCCACCGACGCUUCAACCUCGACGCGUCGUCGGUCGGUCUCGCCGACUGCCGCAUGGUGACCUACAACAGCCAGCACGAGUGCAUCGACCGCAGCUUCGAUUCGGACGAGCUGCGCUUCUCUGACAUCAUUCACAAGAUGGGCGGCGUGAAUGUGUUAACGUUGUGGAUGCUGGAGAUACGAGAACCAGGAACGGAAUGGACCAAAUACAAAGCGGAGGGCAUCAACAUGAAAGUAUACCCAAUCAACAUAGAAGCAGAAGAAAUCGACGAACCGAAACUGGUGCGUGUAGAUGUCGACGAUAGGAUCAGCGAUUUGAAAAUGAAAAUAGGCCAUCUUUUACACAUGGAUCCUACUACAGUCAAGAUUGUGAUGGAGAUAUACAGCAACGAACCGAAAUAUUUGGACAACGACGACGCUCUGGUGAAAUUCGACGCCAACUGUAGCGUGUACAAGCUUUACGCGUCGAACGGUAUGGACGAAGACCCGGAAAAAAACUUCGCGAUUUCCAAGUUGAAGAAGGUGAUCGAAUACUUCCGUUACACCAUCAGUUUGAAUGUGGUGCUGCCCGAUACAGAUAUAGCUACGUUGGAGUCCAAAUCCAUUCCCUCCUUGGAUUUGAACCAGAAUUUGGAUAAACUGGAACUGGGCAGCGGCGAUAGAUGCACGAACUCGCCCAGUUUGAGGGUGUCGCCUCAGCCGGGUACAGGCGAUGGAUUUGGGGACCAAAGCAAUAGCGAAGACAGCAGUUUGAGCGACAGCGAUAGGACGUUAGUCGGAGAAGCACCAGGCGAAUGCCUCGCGGGGAUAUCGAGCCACUCCGAUUCGCCCGCCGACCAGCACAUGGCCUCGCCCACGGACCCCUGCGAGGACUCCUACAACUACGACGUGCUGGGCCAUCCCAGCGAAGACAUGAACUGGGACGACGUCGAUUCGCAGCAGCUGCACGAGCAGACGUCAGGCAGCGCCAACUACUACUUCAGGCUCACCAGCGUCGUGCACAACGGGGAGCCCCAAAGCUCCGAGAACAGCUGUAUAAGGUGUUGUAGGAUUCUGGUAGACAAAAGGAUGACUCUAGAGAGGUUCAAGAAGCACAUGGAGGUUAUCCUGAAAGUACCUGCAGAGUAUUUCAAAAUCUUCAGACAGUAUUCAGAUACCGAUGGUGAAUGGAGCAACCUAUCUGAUACUUUGAGAUCUGCCAAAGAAAGGUUAACGAUAAGACUGGGUCGCGUCCUGCAAAAGGACGAGGUCAAGUGCGGCGUCUACCACCUGAGACCGGACUGCGCGGACGUCAAUCGGUUCCUCUUCGACCACAUCAUCUCCAAGGGUCAGCAGGUCGGCUCUGCGAAGAGGGACAUCCUGCUGCAGGCGAAGAAGCAGCACAUGCUCGACAUACCGUACGGCAAGUGCCGGCUGCGGGAGAAGAGCUGGAAGCGGCCGAGGAAGGUGUAUUUCGACGACCAAAAGUUCGACAAGGACAUCGUCGUCACUACCAGCAUGGAGGUGUUCCUGCAAGAGUUGGCGGAGGUGGAUAAGGUGACGUCGAAGGACCAGCUGGUGUUGUUCGUCCGGCAAUGGUGUCCGUCGACGUUAACGCUGCGACCGUUCCAGGAGAUCGUGCUGGAAAGUUCGACCGUGGAGGAGCUGAAACAAAAGCUGUCCGAGGCCUCCGGCAUUCCCGCCGAUUGCGUGGAGGUGACGAACGUCAAGCAGGCGAUGCCCUGCGAGCUGCACCUGCUCGAAAUACACUCAGACAUCGAUUGGAAUCCGAACGUCACCAGCCUGGAACAGUGGCCGGUGAGUGCGGACGACGGGUCCGUCUUUUUCUACAGGGAUAAACGUGAACCGUUGAAAGAGCUGACCGCCGAAGAGAGGAAAUCGAUCAACCAAUCGGAGAACGCUCGUCUCGGCAAGCUGAGCACGAAAUCGUACUCUCCAGGUAGAGAGCGAGCACUGAAAAUCUAUUUGGACACGUCGCCGAGCAAACCGAGCGAAGACUGUUUAGACUGACAUGCCACGAAACAUUUCAAUCCAUUGUUCUAUUGCGUCGUAAGUUGAAAUUUCAGAAGCGGUUGUGAGAAUAAAUAAGCGCAUUUCAGAAAAAAAAAAACAACGCGUCUGAAAUGCCUUGGGGUUGGGCAUUUUUUUCCGAAAUCUGUGGACAGGUUAGCGGCUUCUUCAAGGCACUUCGGACGUUUUCAAGGUCACGAAACAUUUCAAUCCAUUGUUCUAUUGCGUCGUAAGUUGAAAUUUCAGAAGCGGUUGUGAGAAUAAAUAAGCGCAUUUCAGAAAAAAAAAACAAAACGCGUCUGAAAUGCCUUGGGGUUGGGCAUUUUUCCGAAAUCUGUGGACAGGUUAACGGCUUCUUCAAGGCACUUCGGACGUUUUCAAGGUCACGAAACAUUUCAAUCCAUUGUUCUAUUGCGUCGUAAGUUGAAAUUUCAGAAGCGGUUGUGAGAAUAAAUAAGCGCAUUUCAGAAAAAAAAACACAACACGUCUGAAAUGCCUUGGGGUUGGGCAUUUUUUCCGAAAUCUGUGGACAGGUUAGCGGCUUCUUCAAGGCACUUCGGACGUUUUCAAGGUCACGAAACAUUUCAAUCCAUUGUUCUAUCGCGUCGUAAGUUGAAAUUUCAGAAGCGGUUGUGAGAAUAAAUAAGCGCAUUUCAGAAAAAAAACACAAUGCGUCUGAAAUGCCUUGGGGUUGGGCAUUUUUUUUUCCGAAAUCUGUGGACAGGUUAGCGGCUUCUUCAAGACACUUCGGACGUUUUAAUGGUCAGGAAACAUUUCAAUCCAUUGUUCUAUUGCGUCGUAAGUUGAAAUUUCAGAAGCGGUUGUGAGAAUAAAUAAGCGCAUUUCAGAAAAAAAAACACAACACGUCUGAAAUGCCUUGGGGUUGGGCAUUUUUUCCGAAAUCUGUGGACAGGUUAGCGGCUUCUUCAAGGCACUUCGGACGUUUUCAAGGUCACUGUGGAUCAGUCCGACGUACAACAGGUGUUCUCAAGGAAUCUGUCACCUUUGACAUUUAACAUUUUAUUAGUAAGGAAGUUCUGCCAGCGUUUUGUCUUCGAGGUUAAAAAGGUCUUCCUUCUCGUUUUUCGUGUUACCAUUGUCAAAGGACCAAGCACACAUUAUAUGGGAAAAUGUCUUUCGGUGAAAAUGGCUAGAUUUUUGAUAUGUUGUAGCUGAAGUCAUUCUGAGAAAAAGACUCCAUUGGCCCAACUCGAUAGUAUGACCAGAUUCGGCGCUAAAGGGUGAAAGGUCAUGAAUUUUGUGUAUUUUUGAGGAAGUAUUUCCUCCAAAAGUAAAAGAACAUUCCAAUUUCGACCUACCUUUUCCCCCUAUAUACCUACUUCCUAUAGGUAUUCACGAUGGUUCUCGAACAUAAUAGGGAAUCAAUUAAAUGCGCUCCAAGAGAUAGAGAAAAAUAAUAAUUUGUGGUUUCAUCGAAUUACUGUUGAUCGCAGGUACAUACAGAUUCGCUAAACAUUGACUUGAGAAUUUGGGUAUUAGGUACCAGGUUGAAAUGAUCGGAUUGAUGGUUAUCACUGCACAUGCAAGCAAGGUUCUAGUACUCUGAGAUCAUGUGCGCACGUAGCCAGUGUGCUGUGGUUCCUUGAAUAGGUAUGCUUGAUAUGAGGUUAACAUCAGAUAUUCCAAUUCUCCACUAUUUUACAAAAUACAAAGAGUUUCCUUCCAUAUUGAUGGUAUCUGCGAUAUAUACACUGGCUAAAUAUAUUAUAACAUUCCAUUACUCUUUCGACUUCCUCUGAAAAAAAAAAACAUGGAUUUUUUGCAUACGGAUGUGUUCGUGAAUCGUCUUGUUGUAUUUCGUAAAAAAGGUUUAGAGAAUUACUCUGCGUUAAUGAUUAUAUUUUCUGUUUUUUUUUGGACAACGUUCAUUCUGAUCAAUUGUCAUUGGUGAACUCAAUAAAUUAGCCAAGACUCAUAGACGAAUGCAUUCUCAUUCUCUGAAAACCAACCUGUGAAAAGGCUAUUUCAUCGUUUCUGUGCCCUUGAAACAUAGGUACCUUCCACCAAUCUCAAUAACUCCCUACCGCAUAUCAUCAAUUUUCAUUUUGGGGUGAAUCCAUAUCACGAGAAUUUCAUAUUAUUCAUUGAGCACCACAAUCUCAAAAAUACACAAAAUUCAUGAUGUUUCACCUCAAUCACCGAAUCUGGUCAUACGAUCGAGUUGGGCCAAUGGAGUCUUUUAUUCAGAAUGACCUCAGCUACAACGUAUCAGAAAUCCUGUUAUUUUCAUCGAAAGACAUUUUCCCAUAUAAUGUGUGCGUGGUCCUUAACAUUAUCUUACGUUGCUACCCUGAACACAAGGACAGAAGGAAAAGACAUACUUUUCUCUGUGAAUGCUGGCUGAACCUAUCUAGGAAUUAUUUAUUGCAUUGAUACAGUACAUGGCGAAUACGAAACUCAUAUUUAAUUGUUUUAGUCCAAGAGUCGGUACCUGUGCCAAUUUCUAUCCUAAACAAAAUGAUCGAAAAAUGGUACCUUCCUGUGAGGUAAAUUUCGCAAAAUUUCGCGAUUUUUUAACAAGCUAAAAAUCAUGCAAUCCCAUACGAAUUAUUGAAUGGUAAAUCCCAAAAUUCAACCUGUGCACCUCUUAUCCAGAGUCAAAUCAUCUGCACAGCGAAUUAUCUGCUUCCGAACAGUAUAUCCGGAAUAACGGUAGCAGAACAUCGCUGUGCCGAGGAUUUGUCCCAGUUUAAUAAUAAUAUAAUAGUCUUUAUUUGAAAAAAAUAACCUUAUACAAAUCUACAGAACCCGUGAAAGGUUAUUGAAACAAACAGGCUUCAUAAAAACAACUAACUCAUCUAACUGAGGUACAUACAAAAUGAAAUAUUCACCAUUAAAAUGUUGUGUAGGUUUCCAAUUCUGAAUCUAGAUAUUCACACACCGUUUUUGGGUUCCAGAGAUAUCAGAAGUUUCCAGAUUUCUUUUUUGAAUACCUUGAGAUGGGAUAUUGUUUUAAUUCUGUUAGGUAGCUUAUCGAAUAACUUUGUGCAGUUGUAUAUCACGUUUUUUUCAGUAACAGCUAAUCUAUGUAUGGGGUAAUAGUAGUUAGAAUAUCUGGUGUUAUAAUUAUUUUGUGGUAUGUAUGUGUAGAGUAAUGUUUGUUUUUAAAAAAGUGCAGAAUGCAUUCUUGAAUGUAUACUCCUACUACUUUUGGAAGAACGUAACUUACCCCUGCAAGACUAUAAUUUAAUUUAUACAUCAUUCUGAUAAUUCUUUUUUGGGACAAAAAUAUUGAAGGUUGCUGAGAUCUACCAUUCGAUUGGUAUCGUUAUCCAAUCGCGAAAGUUAGUGCAAACGCCCUGUAUCUCGAGAACUGAACACUUGAAGACCAUAUGUCCCUAUUUCAGUGAUUAUGAAAUCACGAGGACUAUCACCUGUCAAGCGUUGUCGGUGGAAUUUUGCAACACCCUGUAGAUGCGUAUUUAGCACUGCACUGACUUCGGACAGAAUUCGUUUUGUUCAAACCAAUCUAGAGCAGAUGCAUGUCGAUAAUUCGAAUUAUUCUGGCACUGUAUGGAAGUUCAAUAUUGACAUUAUGAAUAUUCGACUGUUAUGUUUAGGACAACGUGCUGUUGGGUCCUAAGGCUGGAUCAAGCUAGAUCUUAUCAAAUAUCUCAAUUCAAAAUUAACAAAUUGUCAAAGUAUUCCUUAAAAUUCUAAGUAUGGAGAGAAUAAUUAUUUGGCUACGCGAAUACGCUAUAAGUUGCAUGGUUUCUAUUGCAUUUCUCUUUGCUAUCGCUGUCAUUCGGUGCCUUCAGUGAUAAGAACCGAACGUUAUAGGUCACUAAAUAAAAGCUCUUGAGGAUUAUAAUGUGAAUUUUGCUGUUUCACUUCACAUCAUCGUUGCGGUCGAGAUCAGAGAUCAAGAACCCAGAUAGCCAUGACUUUCGAUAUGGAUGUAUUUUCAGACCAAUCAGAAGGAUUCUAGCUAUGGCGGUCAAUUCGAAUUGAACUAGGCGACUGAAUUCAAGAUUGUCUCGCCAAAGUGCCCGGUUGUGGAAAUAUAUGGAAGUACAUCGUUUUGAAAAUGUUAAUUUGCUUGUGUAUAUUAUUUCGAUUUUUUGGUAGUGGUUUAGGCAAAGAAAACUUCACUUUUGACUGUUUAUUUGUGUAUUCUUGUGGUUCGAGAGAGUGUGUUGCACUAGCAAAAAUGCCAUUCAGUAGUUAACUAUUGUAACUAUUGUAUUUGCCCUGCUACUAUAAAGUGGAUCAGCCUGUAUACAUGUUGUACCCCCCUUCAAAGUGGAAUAUUAAUUAUCCUACUGUUUCUGACAGUUUAAUUCGGAAUUAUAACUUGUAUUGAAAACAUUCUGCAUUUGUGUAGGUAAUCGACCAUGGUGCUGUAUCAGUGUAUGAAUUCAAACAAAAUUUCAAUAUCAAUCAAAAUUCAUACUUCUUGGUGGAUCAAUUUCUUUUGAUUGAUAAGUUUUUAGUUCACUUGAAAUGUGAAUAAUUGAAACGAAUCAGUCAGAGAUGUACUAAUAUUUACUGCAAUUCAUAGUUUUUCCUCAUAUAUCUGAUUUUUUAUCCAUCAAAUAUCAAUCUGGGAGCCUGUUAUUUCUACAAGUAUUAUUUGAACAUUUCUCUAUUUAUUUACACAAAUUAAUAAUUCUGGCCAGUAUGAAGUUUCAUGAUACCAUUUAUAAUGUUUCAUCAUUUUACUUAUUUUAUAUUGUGAAGCUACUCAAUUUUAGUAUUUCAAUUGAAAUAACUACAAGUUUUUCUGAAUGUCGCUUAAAAUGUGGUUGUCAUAUAUAAUAUUGUUGUUCAGUGUUUUCAUACCAGAAGAGUGGGUAUGUGUGUUAAUAUAAUAAUUUCCCAUAAUUUUCGUUUUUUUUUAUCAAUAUUAAUACUUUCGUUAUGCUAGUUAUGAAAAAGAUCUGUUGUACGCCAGUAAAAAUCGACAAUAAAUGAACAAAACAUGACGUAUCUCUGAUUUUCUAGUAUGUUGUUUGGACCCAUUAGGGUAGUGUAUACCCAAGUUUGCAACUCUCAAAAAGUUGUGGAAAAAGUGUAGCACACGAAAAACUGCGAAAUUUUCGGACUUUCUUCAGUUUUUGCUGAAUGAUGAUCUGAUGUUCAACAAUUUCAAUUCAAGCGGAGGUUGAUUAUUAACGAAACUACAGUACUUUGAAUAUAGGCAAUUUUUUUCAGAAAAUUAAAAUUACAGUCUUGGACAUUAGACCGAAAUUGCGGCUAAACCAUUGAUACUACGAGUAGAACUUGUGGAUUGAAAGUUGUAGGCCAUUCCAUCAGCUUCGAAUUAAGCACAUAACGGGGUCUUUAGGCCUCUUAGUUCUCUCAGAAUAUCGAAAAAACCAAUAUCAGAUAGAAUCGCAUAUCUCCGGAAAUGUUCCAAAACCUUUCCUAUCUUUUGUUUUUUGGUGUGGUAAUAGAAAAAAAUGAUGAAAUGUGUUUUAAUAUGAACAUGGUCAUGGUUGUCUUGAGGCUCAUUAAAGUUCUCUUGAGUCUCGUCUUCGUCAUCCUCUUCGAUGAUGAUAAGGGCAGCGUUCUGGCACGUUUCCCCAGAGCAGGUAGCACACAUCACAGAACAUUUGAGUCCCGCUUUUAGGCAUCCCUUCUUGCAUUUGCAAGAAAGAAGUUUCAGGAGCUCUGGUGGGGCAGGGGCUUUCCGACUGGUAAUGGAGAUGAGUCCAGCCGACCUCAAUUCCCAACGUCAGUCGGCGGCAUCUCUCUCCAUCCCUAUAGCCACUUUUGCACCUGGUGGUAUGUGCGAUAGUGAUGAUACGACGCAGCUUCUGUGGUUGGUAGCAAACGCGCCAGAUUCGCUUUGUCGUUGGCCGCUGUCUUCACGAAAGUACGGAAGCGAACAUCGUUGAGGGUGUCUGUCGUCUCUCGGUGUGUGGCAUGGUAUGUGCAAUAGUGAUGAUACGACGCAGCUUCUGUGAUUGGUAGCAAACGCGCCAGAUUCGCUUUGUCGUUGGCCGCUGUCUUCACGAAAGUACGGAAGCGAACAUCGUUGAGGGUGUCUGUCGUCUCUCGGUGUGUGGCAUCUGGCUGGAGGAAAACUUUUGCUUGGUCUACUAAGGCUUGAUUCUGUUUGAAGUGGCCCCACAUUUUCAUCUUCCCCUGCCAGAAGAGGGCAGAGGUGGUGUCGCACCCAGUGAAUGCAUGGGCGAACAGCUCAAAUCCAAGUGGUACCUCCACUUCCUCUUGGUUGAACGAGCUGAUGGAAAACUGGAUGCAACCCGCCUCGCCUCUGCUACUCUUCUGGAAGUAGACGUUCGAUUUAGUGGAUCCUAGACCGCAGAGGAGCACGAGUAGAUCAACAUCCUCUCCAACGAUGAUGAAGUGGUCAUUGGAUGUACUUUUUUGCAGAGCAGUCAGAACGAUAUCGCGGUCUGCUUCUUCUUCUUCUGCUAUUUUUGUCUCAAUCCCCUCGAGAGCAAAAGCAGAACAGGGAUGGUCAAUGAGACGAACUUUGUAUUUGUCAUUCGAGAGCAUCUUCUCUUGGGGGACUGUGAUGAUGGUGGAUGCGUCAAAUACAAUUUCCACUGAUGCUGCAGAAUACCGUCGUGAUCGCUUUGCAAAUUUUGUGCUCUUUCGGGCGCCAUCAUACAUUGACUUAUGAAAUUGGUACCUACCUACCUACAAUUUAAUCGAUUUGGAGUUCUGCUUUGACCCAAAUCUUUGAAAUUGGUGAAUGUUCAAAACUCACUAUAUGCAACAAAACAGUGAUUUGGUAGAUAUCUGAAAAAAUGCGAUAUUAUCUUAUAUUGGAUUUUUCCAGAUUUUGAGAACGACAAGGCCUACAGUCCCCACUGUGUGCUCAAUUUGAAGGUAAUGGAAUUUUCUAAAAAUUUUAUUACAUGAGUUAUACCUGUAGCAUCAAUAGUUUAGCCGCAAUUUCGGUCUGAAAUUGGUCCAGAACUGAAACUUUCACUUUCUGAAAAAAAUGGGCUAUAUUCAAAGUACCGUAGUUCCGUUGAUGAUCAAUCUACAGAGCUUUGCUUAGACUUAAAUUGUUGAACAUUCGAUUCUCUUCAAAAACAUAUGAAAUUUUUUGGCGAAAAAUGCAUAGUUUAGGAGAUAUAGAGUAAAAACUGGAGAAAGUCCGAAAUUUUCGCAGUUUUUCGUGUGCCACACUUUUUCCACAACUUUUUGAGAGUUGCAAACUUAUGUAUACACUACCCUAAUGAGUCCAAACAACAU
Phaedon cochleariae (mustard beetle) is the source of this 11307-nucleotide messenger RNA. The record is from the annotation of a GenBank genome assembly. Lineage: Eukaryota; Metazoa; Arthropoda; Insecta; Coleoptera; Chrysomelidae.